AUGCAACACUUGUGUCUUCAACAUGUCAGACGAACUAUUUGUGAAGUCAUUUCGGAUCGACAAAAAAACUUUCAAUAUGAUUUUGGAUGUGUUGAGUUCAUUUCGUUGCAGAUGAACAAUCAUCAAUUGCAACAAUCAUAUGAAUAUUUCUAUCGGAAUUUUAAAUUGCCUCGAACACCAGCCUGUGUGGAUGGAACUCACAUCAGAAUACUAAAGCCUGUACAAAACCAAUCCGUGUUCUAUAAUAGGAAAGGAUUUUAUAGCAUGAAGGUGGUGUGUAACUACAACAUGGAGAUAAUUGCUAUUGAUGCCACGCACCCUGGUUCCGGCCAUGACGCCUUCAUUUGGAAUCACUUUCCUGCUAGGGAAUAUUUAUCCACGACCAUUAAUGGGCUUUUUUUGGCUGAUUCGGGCUACGCUCUAGAGAGUUUUGUUCUGACUCCUUAUGGGAGCGCGGAGAUAGCCACCUAUCAACACAGAUUCCACAUAAAGCUUACUGGAGCACGAAAUAUUAUCGAACACACCAUUGGAGUCCUUAAAAGCCGUUUCCGUUGCUUGCAAUGCACUUUAAAUUACCCACCAAUAUUUUGUUGCCAAAUUAUAAAUGUAUGCUGUGCCCUGCACAAUAUUUGUAGAAGACGUAAUGACUUAAUCGAGGAGGAUGUUCGAUUUAACGACCCUCUAGACAAUGAAAAUGAAUUCGAUGACACUGAAAAUAAUGGAUCAUCUAUACGAGAUGAAAUAGCUCAGGCCAUUCCUUAUUAA
Drosophila persimilis is the source of this 765-nucleotide messenger RNA. Its product is annotated as putative nuclease HARBI1. The record is from RefSeq and is a predicted model, not a curated record. Lineage: Eukaryota; Metazoa; Arthropoda; Insecta; Diptera; Drosophilidae.